UUUCCUGCAUCUGUGUAUUUUUCGUUACUUUUUUUUCUUUAUUAAAGUAGUUUCUUCUACGAGCCACUCUUUCCAUGUAGCUGACCUCUAAGCUCUUUGAUCUUGGAUCAGAUCAUAGGAGGAGAUGGCGUCUUCUUCAAAUAAUGUGGAGUUGGAGGCAGCGAAGUUCCUUCAUAAACUCAUACAAGACUCUAAAGAUGAACCUUCAAAGCUGGCAACAAAACUUUAUGUGAUAUUGCAACACAUGAAAUCUAGUGGGAAGGAACAUUCAAUGCCGUUCCAAGUAAUAUCAAGGGCUAUGGAGACUGUUAUUAAUCGACAUGGUCUUGAUCUGGAGGCUUUGAAAUCAUCCCGGCUUCCUACUGCUGGGUCUCAAGCAAUGGAUUCUACAUCUGGACAAUAUGUUGGAUCUUCUCAGGCUGUUGCAGUUUCAAAAGACUCUAAAGCAGGUUUGGCGCAAAAUGAGAUACCUAAGUUUGAUCCAUUUUCAUCCAGCAGGCCGCCCGUUGGCCCAAGCAUUGCUGGACAGGAGUAUUAUCAAGAAGUUGGAACACACAGGGGUAGUCAGUCUUUUGAUCAUGGAAGCCCAUCAAGUUUGGACACGCGGUCGGCUAACUCCCAAUCACAAGACAAACAAAAGGGUGCAACAACUAAACGAAAGAGGGCUGAGUCAUCAGCACCAUUGGAACCAAAUUUUGAUGAAUCUCUUAACGCUGUUAUUGAUCCUAGGAAAGGGAAGAUGAAUAAGGCUGAAACGUCUGGCCCUGCUAACUACAACAUGGUCCCAAGCAGUGGUCAAAUGGAGCAUUUUCCAUCCUCACCUGGAAAUAUGAGAUCAAUGCAUAGAAGUAGACAAGAUGGCCAGAAUGUAACAGAGAACCUUGUGGAUUCGACAAAUAUUAGCAAUUUGAUGUCACGUGCUCCUAGUUCAAAGUAUCCUGAACAUGUGGAAGUUUCAUCUACUCAAAAUGUACCUAGACAACAGCAAGGGGGACUACCUGGUGCACACGAAAUUCUUUCCUCUAGGGGCAAGGCCGGGUUACUCUUUGACAGAUCUCAACUUAACAGGUUUUCUCCAAAUGUUUCUGGCAACAUGACAACAAAAAUUACAUCUCAGCAGCUGAUGCAUGCGUCUCUUGUACCAGGUUCUUUUGGGAAGGUUCAAGGAUUGCCUGCCCCUUCUAACUCAUAUACUGUAGGAGAAGUAGCAUAUUCAGGUUCAGGCCAAUUUAGCGGCUCCGAGAGUCAAAAGCAUGGAUUAUCCAAAAGCUCUGUGGCAAGUCCUGAUGGGUCGUCAUCAACACUUUCUGCUGGAAAAGUUUUUGAACAUGAUGGAGGAAGUUCAAAUAUGUUAGCAGAUGUAAAUAAGCUAACUCAGGUUGGCAGGCAAAAUAGUGCCUCAGAAAUGAAUAUGCUUAGGGCCAUGGCUCCAAGAGAUAUGGGAAAGUCUCCUGCCUCUCAAUCUGCGACAUCUGGUAUGCCCUUCAAGGAACAACAGCUGAAACAGCUGAGAGCCCAGUGCCUUGUUUUUCUAGCUUUCAGAAAUGGCUUGAUGCCAAAGAAGCUGCAUCUUGAAAUUGCGCUUGGAAACAUAUUUUCAAGAGAAGUUGGCAAUACAUAUGGUCCUCGCAAAGAUUUGAAUGACCACAGAGGCAGAGCACAGACUUCCAAUGAGCCAAGUAGCAUAUCUGAAGUUGCAAUGUCGUUUGGAAGGAUGAAUAAUUCACCUCCUGCGUUAGCAUCUAUAGGAAGAUUUCCAGACGCUGAUUCCUUGUCAAAAGAAGCAGAAAAUUUAAAAGUGGGGACUAAUGGCCCAACUUCCGAUUUUUCAGCAAUUGUGGAGGAAAGGAAACAUAUUCUAGCUGCAAGGAAGGCAGAGGCUGAUAUUCAGAGCCAAGAGACAGUGGAACCACAAGCAUACCUACCUACAAUGUCAAGACAGCCCGACUCUUCCACUACAAAGGAUGGUUUUACUGUUCAUACAGAUGGCAUGGAGAAUGGCCAUUUGCAAGUUGCAAAGGCUGAUCUAGCCUCUUCUAUAAUGGGUACUAGUAAACAAGCGAACCCUGAAAUGAUAGGCUGGUCUGGAAUUGGCUUUCAUAAUGAGGCUUAUAGGGCAUCAUUGCCAGCUGCCGCCGUACAACAUGAUUUGGUGCUAGAAAGAAACGAAACUGCUCCGCAAUUUCAAAGUCCUGAGCAAGAGGAGCUGGAUAAAUCCAUAUCAACUGAUCCAUUUCCAUCUCCAAAGCAUACUAUGUCUGAGAAAUGGAUUAUGGAUCAGCAGAAACGAAGGUUCUUGGCUGAGCAGAAGUGGGUUGUGAAACAGCAAAAAACAAGGCAAAGAAUUGUUACUUGUUUCACGGAAUUAAAGGGAAAUGUGAGCUCUUCUGAAGAUAUCUCUGCAAAAACCAAAAGUGUUAUAGAAUUGAAGAAACUUCAAUUAUUAGAUCUUCAACGUCGCCUACGGAGUGAUUUUCUGAAUGACUUUUUUAAACCAAUUGCCAAUGAUAUGGAACGCCUGAAGUCAUACAAGAAACACAGACAUGGUAGAAGGAUAAAACAACUUGAAAGAUAUGAGCAGAAAAUGAAAGAAGAGCGACAAAGGAGAAUACGUGAGAGGCAGAAGGAGUUUUUCAGUGAGAUAGAAGUUCACAAGGAGAGGCUGGAUGAUGUGUUCAAAGUUAGGAGAGAGCGAUGGAAAGGUUUCAAUAAAUAUGUGAAGGAAUUCCAUAAGAGAAAGGAACGUAUUCAUCGUGAGAAGAUAGACAGAAUCCAGCGCGAGAAGAUUAACUUACUCAAAAUCAAUGAUGUAGAGGGUUAUUUGCGAAUGGUUCAGGAUGCUAAAUCGGAUCGUGUUAAGCAAUUACUAAAAGAAACUGAGAAAUAUCUUCAGAAACUUGGAUCCAAGUUACAGGAUGCAAAGGCUAUUGCAAGCUGCUUCGAGAAUAAUAUGGAUGAGGUGCGAACUGCCAGUGUUGUUGAGAAUGACACUGCUAUUGAGAAUGAAGAUGAGGCAAAGCAUUACAUGGAAAGCAAUGAAAAGUACUACCUUAUGGCUCAUAGCAUUAAAGAAAACAUCAGUGAGCAACCAACAUUUCUCAAGGGUGGAAGAUUAAGAGAGUAUCAGAUGAAUGGCCUAAGGUGGCUGGUUUCACUCUACAACAAUCAUCUGAAUGGCAUUCUUGCUGAUGAAAUGGGCCUUGGCAAAACUGUUCAGGUUAUUUCUCUUAUUUGUUAUCUAAUGGAAACCAAAAAUGAUAGAGGACCAUUUUUAGUGGUUGUGCCAUCUUCAGUUCUGCCUGGAUGGGAGUCGGAAAUCAAUUUUUGGGCUCCAGAGAUAAACAAAAUUGUUUAUGCUGGACUUCCAGAAGAGAGGCGCAGAUUAUUCAAAGAGAGGAUUGUACAUCGGAAAUUUAACAUUCUCUUGACAACGUACGAGUAUCUAAUGAACAAGCAUGAUAGACCAAAGUUGAGCAAAAUUCAUUGGCACUAUAUUAUAAUUGAUGAAGGUCAUCGGAUAAAGAAUGCUUCUUGCAAGUUGAAUGCAGACUUAAAGCACUAUCAGAGCUCUCAUAGAUUGCUACUGACUGGAACACCACUACAGAACAAUCUUGAGGAGUUGUGGGCAUUGCUCAAUUUCUUAUUGCCUAAUAUAUUUAAUUCAUCAGAGGAUUUUUCUCAGUGGUUCAACAAGCCAUUUGACAGUAAUAGGGAUAAUUCUGCUGAGGAAGCACUAUUGUCUGAGGAGGAAAAUUUGUUGAUCAUUAACCGUCUCCACCAAGUUCUUCGACCUUUUGUACUUAGAAGGCUGAAGCAUAAGGUUGAAAAUGAACUUCCUGAGAAGAUUGAGAGGCUUGUAAGAUGCGAAGCUUCAUCUUACCAAAAGCUUUUGAUGAAGAGGGUUGAAGAAAAUCUUGGUGCAAUUGGAAAUUCAAAGGCUCGAUCGGUGCAUAACUCUGUUAUGGAGCUUCGUAACAUAUGCAAUCAUCCAUAUCUCAGCCAGCUUCAUGUGGAGGAGGUUGAAAAUUUAAUACCACAGCAUUAUUUACCAGCAAUCAUUAGGCUUUGUGGCAAGCUUGAGAUGUUAGAUCGAAUACUCCCCAAGUUGAAGGCAACUGAUCAUCGGGUUCUUUUCUUUUCCACAAUGACUAGGCUACUAGAUGUUAUGGAAGAUUAUCUCACCUUUAAACGGUACCGCUACCUAAGGUUGGAUGGGCAUACAUCUGGCACUGAUCGUGGUGCACUUAUUGAAAAGUUUAAUCAACAGGGUUCUGACUUUUUCAUAUUUUUGCUGAGUAUUCGGGCUGGCGGUGUUGGUGUAAAUCUUCAAGCUGCUGAUACUGUGAUAAUAUUCGACACUGACUGGAAUCCUCAGGUUGACCUGCAAGCUCAAGCAAGAGCUCAUAGGAUUGGCCAGAAGAAGGAUGUACUUGUUUUACGAUUUGAAACAGUUCAAACAGUUGAAGAACAAGUUAGAGCUGCUGCUGAACACAAAUUGGGAGUUGCUAAUCAGAGUAUCACUGCUGGCUUCUUUGACAAUAAUACAAGUGCUGAAGACCGUAGGGAGUACCUAGAGUCCCUCUUGCGCGAGUGUAAGAAAGAGGAAGCUGCCCCGGUGUUGGAUGAUGAUUCUCUAAACGACCUGUUGGCCCGCAGUGAGAAUGAGAUUGAUGUAUUUGAAUCAGUUGAUAAACAGAGGCAGGAAGAAGAGACGGCGAGGUGGAAAAAGUUGGUAUUUGGAUCAGGGAUGGCUAGCUCCAAGCCUUUACCUCCUUUACCGUCUCGUCUUGUUGCAGAUGAUGACUUGAAAGCUUUUUACGAAGCAAUGAAAUUGUAUGACACACCCAAGACUGUGGUACAACCUAAUGUUGGGGUAAAACGGAAGGGUGGUUCACUUGGUGCUCUUGACACCCAGCGAUAUGGGAGGGGAAAACGAGCAAGAGAGGUGCGCUCAUAUGAAGAGCAAUGGACAGAGGAGGAGUUUGAAAAAAUGUGUCAAGCUGACUCACCUGAAUCCACUGAAUUGAAGGAAGACGGUGUUGAGAGGAAACCACCAAAAAAUGCUCUCAUGGGGACUGUUAAUAGCACAGAACCUCAUGCCCCACCCCCACCCCCAGCCACAGCCCCUGCUCCAGCUCUGCUUCCUCCACUACCACAACCAGUUCGGGUGGAGCUUGCACAUCAGCCUCAACAGCAGCAAAACAAAGAUGCAACACCACCAUCUAAACGGGGCCGUGGAAGGCCAAGAAGAGCACCUGCAGAGAAAUCUCCUACGACACCAGUUUUUCCAGCAUCUUAUGGAACCAGUAAAUUGGAUAUCGGAUUACAGAAACCAACGGAUACUAGCUCAUCAGCAUUUCCUGCUCCUGAUCCUCACAAUAGUACAGGAGUUUCUCAGAACUUGCCACCAAGUGUGCCCUCUUUUUCUUCUAUUCCUGAUGAAUCUACCCCACCUGGAUUCGCUCCAGUAGAAUCAAAAGGACAAGGUCGAAGGGCUCAAAAUGGAGGACAGGCGCCUCGUCGAAGGGGAAAGAAACAAGAGCCAGCGUUUAACCCUGCUGUUGAGGGGUUAGCUGGUUCUGCUCCAGAAACAAAUGAGCAAUCUCAGAUUAUAUCAGUUAAUGCACCAGAUAGUCAAGCUGUUGCUAUAAGUGGAACUGUUCCUGGUGUUUCAAGUGCUCCCAUGGCUGUGGGGACCAAUCCUGUACCUAUUUCUGCUGGUCCGCAUUGUACUGCUGGAACUGAUCAUCCAUCUGAUUCAGGGUUUAGUUUGAAUUCUCAGACACUUAAUACUUCCUCAGCCACUGCAAUUGCUCAAUCAACUCUUCCCUGUUCUACUGUAACUGUCCAAGUUAAAGGCCAAGGUCGCAAGGCUCAGAAUGGGGUAGGAACACCACGGCGCAGGGGAAAGAAACAGGCACAAAUAUCAGCUGCUGCUCUGGAUGUUUCAGUUGGUCAGGAUUCAAAUUUGAAUCUGCAAGCAGAUGCUAAAUCUGCAGAGGCAUCACCAAGUAAAUUCAUUGGGACAGGAGGCAAUCAAGAAAAUGAUGCUUGUGAUCCAGGAAAAGUUAUUCAAGAGCAAGGGCAGGGGACUAAUGCACCUGCUAUCGUAACUGGUCAGGAAAAACAUGCUACUAUACAUGAUAAUUUACCUCAAAGCAAGCAGCCAGAAAGCUCACAGGAUGUGCACAAUAGUACUGCAAUAAUCCUUGGCCCUGCUAUGGAAAAAAUUCAUCAAGCUGAUGUGAAUGAGAAGGCUUCUGUGAUUUCAGUGGUUUCAUCUGAAUGCAGUUCUCAGAAAGCUAAGUCUAGCGAGGUAUGUGGUAACCAAGGUGGUGCUGUGGCUGUUGUUUCUGGGACCUCAGUUGAAGUGGUAAAGAAUCAAAUUUCCAAAGCUAAAGUGAGGAAAACUGCACCUUCUGUUUCUAUUACAACAACCAGUUCUUUGCCUGCAUCGAUUCCUAUAGCAGGUGCCAAUAAAACCAUCCCUAAUCCUGGUGAAAGGAUUUCUCCCAGCUCUGAACCUUGUCCAACUUCUGUUUCUGCUGCUUCUGAACCUCAAACUGUCCUUACUUUUCCUGUUGAAUCUGUUCAAAGUAGAAGGCCUGAUCUUAAGACCACAAACAGGGAAGAAGCACCUAGGCGUAGAGGAAGGAAACCUGUAACUCCUGAUGAUUCAUCUGGCCAGGACCUGAAAUUAAAUUCUCAGCCCCAGAGUACAUCAAAGGAUUUAAUGGUCAAUAGAGCUACUGCAGGGAAGAGCAAUCUAGAUUCUGGCCCUCUUGAGCUGGUCAAUGUCACCUGGGUACAUGCGUCUGAAGUUCAUUCUCCAAGUGCUUCAUUUGGUCAUGAUUCAAAGAGAAAAGCGACUGUUGCAGUCCCAGCAUUUAGUCGAAUUGCAACUUCUGAUGUGAAUGAUGUUGCCCGAGUGAUGAAGGAGAUUUUCUCUGAAACCUGCACAUCAAAGAAUAAAGUUGGUGAACCUGUUGGGAGUGAGGGAAAAAGUACCACUGCACCAUUAUCAAGCAAGACAUUCGAGGAGCCACUUAAGAACCAAAGUUUAGAUGAUAUUUCUUCUGUCAACAAACCAGAUCUUGUAAAAACUGCUCCAGCUAGUGAUGUUCGAAAAGGAAAAGGUAAACAGCAGACCGAAAAUGAAGCUCAUACAAAAGAACUGGAAGACAAUGCAUCACUUGCGAUUAAUGUCCCUGUUCUUGAGAGAGUUGAUUCAUUGAAGCCUGAAUGCAAGACCCGUAGUGGCUCAGACAACAAUGCAAAUCCAACACUGGUUCCAAAGGAAAAUUCAAUUACAGAUGCGGUGAUUGAUGGUACACCUCCUCUCCAUGCUGGUGGCAUGAACGAUGUGGCUCGAGGAACUCCUACUGGUGGUGAUCAAACUGUUUCUAUGUUUCAUCUGAGCUCACCCAGUCCAAUGGACCUGCUUCAAGCUGCCAAGAGUGAUAAAAACAACAGAAAGCCUUGUUUUAAAGAAUCUCCCAAAGCUGACCGUGAUGACUCCAUAAUGGAUCCUUCUCUUUCAGGUGUUGUGGUACCUGCUAUUAAUGUUUCUGAAGCCAAAGAAGAAAGUCCUGGUAUGACUGAAUCUAUUUUUGUUGAAGGUCCAGAAACUUUAGAAAACUCAAACAAUCACAGAGCUAGUUCUGCAGUUGAAGAUAUAGCUCCAACCCGUGAGGCUGCUACAUCAGAUGAUUCUCCUGUUGACAACCAAGAUGUGGAGGGUCAAUCUUGUGGAAAUGAAGCUAAGGGGGAUACUAUACUUGAACUGAUUCUUUCUAUUACGACUGAAUGUACUGAUACAGAGCUUGUUCCACGAGAUGUUGGAGCCUUGAAUCAAUCCCUGGUGGUUAGAGAUAAGGAGGGCGAUGGUGUUGAGAUUCACAAAAUGGAAGUAGAUCCUUGUGAGACAGAAUUUUCUUCUUUGAAAGACUUUACUGCUGAAUCAGUCGGCAGGGAUCCUGCUCCAGAGGUUGAUGGUGGGAAGCAACUGCCUGUCAGAGUUGAAACUAUGAAGAGUGAUAGUGUUGAAGUUUGUGAUCCAGAAGUUAGAUCCUCAGAAACUCAAUUAUCUGAGCCGAAUAUUCCACCUUUGGAAAUAGCAGUUCCUGUUUCUGAUAUUUUAGGGGACAAGAAUGUCGAACAGUUCAGGACAGAUGCUGAUGUAAAAGAGUCUGGGGAGAAAUCUCAUAUCGUGGUUAUGACCUCUACAAUAGAAAGUGUUUGUCCAGUAACUCUGUGCCAGUAUGCUACUGAGCCUGAGAACAUUUCAGACUCGAAACAGCUUUCAUCUGACAUCUCAAAAUCUGAGAGUGCCAUGGAGAUUAAUUGUAAAGAUCCUCACAGUGCUAAUGAGAAAGAAGAUUUUGAUACCAAUGGAGCAGAGAGUCCUAACGGGGAGAACAAUGAUCUUUCUGUUGUGUCUAGCAAUCAAAUAGCAUUAUUUGUGGCAUCUCCUAGUAAGGUGGAUCAUCAGUUGAAUCAAAAUGAAAACACAACAGAGAUCUCUUUAGAAAACUCUCCAGAUUUGACUUAUUGUGAGAGUAAAGAUUGUGAAUCUACCAUUGACUCUACAAAAGCCAGUGAUGCUUGUAAUAUUUCUAUUUUGGUCCCACCUACUUCUGUUAUGAUGGAGCCUAAAGUGGUCGGCUCUGAAGGCAAAGAAAAAACUUCCUUGGAUUCUUCAAAUUCUGCAGCGCUUGAUAUUUGUUCUUCAGGGGAUGGUGUUGCUUGUGAUUAUUCUGGUGUGACUGCAGUAGUUCCCUUGAGUUCAGACCAUUCAGUUCCUGGAUGUCUUCCUGAUCCUAUCACAAUUCCAUCUGAAGAUAAAGCAGAACCUUCUUCUAGAGAGUUGUUGGAAUCACAUCCAGAAGUCUCUGUUCCUGAUGUUGCAAACCUUCAAAGUGCUCCAAUGUCCACAAAACCGGAUGUUCAUGAUGCUCCUCUUGUGACUUCAAAUAUUUCACCAAGCAUGGUGGACCUUCCUGCUAUUACUGAGAAUGAACUGGGAAAGGAAACAGAACCAUCUAAUGGGAGUGAAACAAUGAGGAACUCAGAAUCAGAACCCGUCUACUUCGCUUCUGAUUCUUCUAAUGUAGAACUUAUGCCUAAAGAUGAUGAGUUGCAACAGCCAUCAGCUGUAAUAGUAGAUGAUUAUGUUGGUGUCAGCAAUGAGGAAGUAGACCCCACUGCACAACCAGUAUCUUCUCUGAAGGAUUUUGCACCUGGGAACCAUGGUGAGGUGAAGCCCUCAGAAACACAUGCAACUCCAUUGGAGGUUACUUCCAAGGACUCCCCCAAGGAAGAACAUGAUCUAAAUGGUCAGUCUCAUGAGCUCCCACUACCUGAAAAGACACAUGCUGACCGCGUUGAGGCUUCUACUAUUGAACCAAACUCCUCCAUUGCUCAGACAUCUUCACCACAAUCUAGAAAAUCUGAUAAUAAAGAGCCUGUUCAGAGGUCUGGGGCUGAUCAUGUUGAAGCCUGCAGUGAGAAAUUAGACACUACAGAAGGGCCAUCCUUGGCACAAACCAUCUCUGAUGAAUCUACCCAUCCUGAUCAUAAACCAGAGCUUACACAGGCAUCUGAAGUUGAUGUUGUUGAGGCCUGCUCCAAAGGACCAUCCUUGUUACAAGUCAUUUCUAAAGAAUCCACCAUUCCAGAGCUUGAACAAAAUGAAGUCAGAACUGAGUUCCAAUCUGAAGAUCAUGCUGAGGCUUCUCUGCAAUCUAAGGUCGAAACUGCUGACAUCUCUGAUAUGGAAAUAGACCCUAAAGAUGAGAAAAAAGGCCCUUCACCCGAAUUGGAAGAUGAUGCUAAAGCUUCUGAGCAGCCUAUGAUUGUCACUGAUAUGGGAAAAGAUCCCGGAGAAACAAAGAUUCCAUCACCAAGCACGGAUGAAACUAAUGCAUAGAUUAACAAAAGAUGAAGGGUUGGCUUUAUGGUUUCUUUUCAUAACCUUAGGGUUCGCCAAAAUUUAAAUAAUUAUUUUAGAAUUUGUAGAUGUUUCAUCUUGGUCUUUUUAUCCUUGGGUGUUAUUACGUCUACUUUUGAGCAUUAGAAAACAGCAGUUUACUCAACUGUCUUCUCCACUGGUUGAAUGAAUUUAAUAGAAAAAAAAAGUGUUAUGAAGUAACUAUUA
Messenger RNA from Hibiscus syriacus, 10156 nucleotides. RefSeq names its product chromatin structure-remodeling complex protein SYD-like. Gene Ontology annotation, cellular component: nucleus. The transcript has 33 exons. Lineage: Eukaryota; Viridiplantae; Streptophyta; Magnoliopsida; Malvales; Malvaceae. Gene Ontology annotation, molecular function: histone binding; ATP binding; DNA binding. The coding region runs from base 125 to 9928 and encodes 3267 amino acids. Gene Ontology annotation, biological process: positive regulation of transcription by RNA polymerase II. The record is from RefSeq and is a predicted model, not a curated record.